CUGAGAACACCACCCACAGCGCGCACGGACACCUCCUGCCAUCCAAGCAGGCGUGCCAUCGGGCGUUCCAACCAUGUCGGACACCAGCGACUCCUCCGGGAUGCGCAAGAAGAAAAGCUUCUCCUCCCGCUUCUCCAGCAAGAUGGACAAGAUUUCGAACCCCUUCAAGCGGGGGGACCACUCGGACUCGGACAGCGACGACGACGACGGCAGCGGCAGCGGAGACGGCAAGGGCAAGUCGCUCUUCAGGGGCAAGCUGCACAACCCUUUCAAGAAGGGCCACGGCUCCGACAGCGAGGACGAGAGCAGCAGCAGGUCCCCGGCCAAGGACCGCCGCAAGUCCAGCGGGGAGGCGACCACGCCCAAGCCGAGCAGCGGCGUCGAACCCCACGUGCCCAGCGUGUCCGCGAAGUCCCCCAAGAAAUACGAGCCCCCCACGGAGGAGGACAAGCCGGCGGCGCGGCCAGUGAUCCCGCCGCCUGCGCCGGUCCCAGACUCCGAGCCUCCCGCAGCAGCAGCAGCAACAGUAGCAAUAGCAGCAGCAACAGUAGCAGUAGCAGCAGCAACAGCCGCACCGACUCUCCCGCCUCGGACACCCGCGGAGGCACCGAGGGCGGCGGCGGCUGCGCCGGCCGCCAAGUCGGCGGCGGAAGCCCCCGCAGGCACCGCUGGCGCUACCCUCUCCCCGGAGUCGGCAGACGGUGGCGAUGCUGCUGCUGCUGCUGCUGCUGCUGCUGCUGCUGCUGCUGCUGCUGAGCCGAAGAAGCCGAGGGUGACGGUCGGAGGGCCGGUGUUCGGUGCUCCGGACAUCCUGCUGACGGGGGUCAAGGGGGAGCCGGACGCGGCGAUGAGGACCCUCAGGCAGAGGGGGUUCGUCAUCCACCUGUCCAUGCUGCACGAGGAACAAGUGCCGCCGGCGAUGACGAUGGUGCUGGCCAUGGGCCCCAAGCUGCUGGUCAAGUCUGCCGUCGAGAGGAACCUGGCGACCAAGGCCAGGCAGGAGUACACGUCCGGCGAGGUGGCACAGCUCUGCGCCGACGCCGUGAACGUCAUCAAGCGCUCCGGCCUGGAGUACGAAGAGGCGAGUCGGACGAGCCUUCUGCACGACAAGGAGGCGCUAGAGGGGGUCGCGAGGGCCGCUAACAAGGACGUCCCGGACGCGGUCAACGCGUACUUCGGCCCUUACAUCGGGAUCUAUUUCGCAUGGCUGCGGUUUUACACCAAGGCCCUGCUGAUCCCCACCGUGGGAGGCAUGUUCCUGUUCGUGGACCAGAUGCGGACAGGCUCGCCGGACAGCCAGCUCCUGCCGAUCUUCUGCGUCCUCAUCAUGGUGUGGGUGGCCCUGUUCCUCGACGUCUGGAGGCGGCGCAACAACGAGAUAGCCUUCCGGUGGGGGGUGGACGGGGUGGAGGACGAGGAGCUCAUGCGGGUCCAGGCCGCCAAGAAGGGGAACUUCAAGCCCAGCCCGGCCGGCAAGCUUUGCGUCACCGUGCCCAUCAUUCUGGCUGUUAUGUACGCCGUCAUCCGCGCCAUGCUCUACUGCAUCUGGCUGAGUGACCACGCCGUCGAGGUGUACGGGGAAGAGUCGUACCUUCAGUACUACCCCCUGGUGCUGCACAGCAUCGUGCCCCUGGUGGCGUCGACCCUUUACACCUUCCUCGCCAAGGCGCUCAACAACUUCGAGGAGCACCCCACGCUCGUCAGGAAGAAGAACGCUUUCGUCAUCAAGAUGUUCGUCUUCCAGUUCGUGAACUCGUACUGCAGUCUCCUGUACGUUGGCUUCUGGCUCAGGGACCUCAAGCGGUUGCGGCAGCUGCUCAUGACCAUGAUGAUGGUCAAGCAAUUCAUCGGCCAGCUCGUGGAGAAGUACCAGCCGGUCGUCGCGCUCUGGAUGAAGAACCGCAACCUCAAGAAGAACCCUCCUAAGGACCCUGUGAUGCUGGUGAAGCACACCGGAACGAUUAGCCCGGAGGAACUGUUCGAGGAGACGAAGACGGAGAUGGCUGAUGUGGAGGAGGACUACCUGGAAAUGGUGCUGCAGUUCGGGUAUGUGUCCAUGUUUGCUGUGGUCUUCCCGCUGGCCCCCUUGUUCGCCUACAUGAACAACAUCUGGGAGUUCAAGCUCGAUCUCAGCCAGCUCGUGAAGACGAGACGUCCCAAGACGCACGCCGAGUCCUCCAUCGGGGCCUGGGAGCUGUGCCUGGAGAUGGUCGGAGUCGUGGCGUGCCUCACAAACCUGCUGCUGGCGGUGCUGGUGUCGAAGAACGUAGACAUGUACGUCCCCUCGUCCAUGGCUGAGCAGCUGGGCAGCUUCGAAGCAAAGGUCGUUCUGGUGGUGGCGGGAGAGCACGUGCUGUUCCUGCUCAAAGCGGUAUCCUCGGGUCUGAUAGACAAGGUACCCCGGGUUGUCCGGGAGGCCCAGCUGGUGAUGGCCGUCCAGCAGAGGGAGGAGCGCAAGGAGUUCCGCCGGCGUGCUAGCGGGCUUCCGGAGUCCGAGCGAUCGGCGGGAGGCUUUCCAAUGGCGCCGUCCACCCCGGCCGACAGGCUCAAGGAGCUCAACGCGACGCACGACGUGUGGAAGUUCGGGCCGAAGUGGUACAUGCCGCUCGCUUUCCUGCCGUUCAUUGCCGCCUGGUUCAAGUGGAGCGCCUUCUGGGUGUUACCCAUCGCGUUUGUGUUCGUGAGCUACCUGCAGCACCAGAAGGACCUGUCGGACAAGGCCUUGGCCCUUGGCGUGGUUAAGGACCCCAAGGUAUUGGAGAUGGUGACCGGGUUCUUGCCUCGUUGGUACACCGAUUCGGAGGUGGAGCGGGUGGAGUGGCUGAACAAGAUGCUCGACAAGAUGUGGGUAUCGGCGUCUACGGCCACCCAGGACUUGUUCGCGACGACGAUCCAGCCUAUCCUGGACAGCUACCGCCCGCCGGGGAUCAGCGCCCUCGGCUUCAAGAAGGUCUCGCUCGGCACCAUCCCUCCCAAGGUCGUCGGCAUCCGCGCGUUGGAGAUGAAGGACGACAAGGCCGUGAUCGACAUCGACCUCCGUUGGGCCGGGAACGCGGAGUUCAUGCUGGAGGCGGGCGUCAAGCCCGUCCCGCUCCUCAUCACCCUCAACAAGAUUUGCUUCUCCGGGAGGAUGAGGGUGGAGCUCGCUCCUCUCGUGCCGGUCUUCCCCUGCUUCGGGGCAGUCGGGCUGACGUUCAUGGAGAAGCCAUUCAUCGACUUAAGCUUCAAGCUCGGCAAGCUCAACGUCAUGAGCAUUGGUCCGGGCGACAUGAACGUCGGCGCUUUGGUGAGCGAACAUAUCAAGAACAUCGUGGCCGGCCUCAUGGUUUUCCCCGUCAAGCUGGUGGUCCCCAUCCUCGACAAUCAGGACAUCGUCGGAUUGUCAAACCCAACCCCGACGGGAGUGGUGCAGCUCACGAUCGUGGGGUGCGACAAGCUGCUCGCGGCCGACAUCGGCGGCAAGUCCGAUCCGUACGUAUGCGUGAAGCUGGGCCGUGGCCAGGAGAUGAAGACCGACGUGAAGAGCCGGACCCUCAACCCCCGUUUCGACGAGACCUUCGAUCUACUCGUUUACGAGCGCUCAGUGGAGGUGAUCAACUUCACCGUGUUCGACAGGGAUAACGGACCUGGGGACGAUGACGAACUCGGCGGCUGCGAGCUGCCGCUGUCCGUGCUCAUGGCGGACGUCGAGAGCGCCCACAACAUCCCCCUCUCCAAUACAACAACCGGGAGUCUGCUCCUCAAGGCCAUGUUCGUGCCCCUGUCUAGCGGAAAGACGCGGACGGCCCCCAUCGACGAGGACGUUAUCGUUAACGUGGCCUCCGACGACAUCACGGACGACAUCGUGGCGGCCGACUCCUACAAGAACCUAUCGGCGGACGGCCAGCCGAUCAAGGCCGCCGCCGUGACCCACAAGGCGGGCCCCGCGGUGGACCCCAGCACCCUCACGCCGCACGCCGUUACCCCGUCUGACACGAGCAUGGGCGUCAUCACCGUCAUGGGGAUGGAAGUAACGGGGGUCGAGCCAGGGGAACGGUACGUGUCCGUCAUCUGCGGCAACAUGAAGCGCAAGACUGCCGUCGUGGAGGACAUGGCGGAGUUCGCCUGCCCGGAGGUGUUCAACUUCCUCAUCCGGGGGGCCAAGUCGGCCGUGGUGGAAUUCCUCCUCAAGGAGAGGGAGACGAUCGGCAGCGACAAGUGCCUCGGGUCGUUCAAGAUUUACGUGGCCGAAGUCAUGGCCAACGGCGACAAGCUGGACGGGAAGUGGGAGUUUGGCGGAGAAAAGGCGAAGGGGGCAAUGAAGCUGCGCUUACAGUGGUCCGGCAGAGCCGGCGAGGAUGCCUAAUUAGGUUAAUUCGCUUGGCUGCAGCCCUCGGAACGGCCAACGGCUUGUCUAAAGUUCUUCCUAUACACCCGGCUGACCGGUCUAUCGAAACAGCUUUGGGCAUGUAUUCGGUGGCUGUGGUGAUUGACCCCGCUACAACCUCUCUCUAGUGAGGAAGGAAUUAGGAUGGAUGCAACAACCCAACUUCCACUGCAGAGCAGGCUUGAUGAUGGCCUGCUGCCACGGCCGCAGUCUGUUGUGUAAUAGGUAGUAUAGGUAAAGUAACUACGUGGAAACGGGUGGACGGACCUACCUGUUGGUUGUACCCGAUUCCGUAGAAUAGGAGGGGGGGUUGGUACUUUGUUCUUCCGGUAAUAGUACAGGAGAAGAUUUAAUGUUGUGCCUUUUCUUGUAAGCGGUGCAUUUGAGGUGUGUGCGUGUCAUUUUAUUGUCCGUGGUACGCCUCAGCCGAGAACACGGACCGCGUUUUCGCGAAAUUCCACGUCUGUCUGUGUGAUGCGUACGUAUGUUCAACGAGCUUUCAUGACUGCGCGAAUAUCGUCGCGCUUGAGCUUGCUCUUGUACCAUGCGUUUGCCUACAUAGUUCUAGGGAAGAUGGGGGGUUCCUUUGACGUUCAUGUAUUCUAAUCGGCCCUUUCCUCAGCGUUAUAAAGACGUGAUCGCGCCUCUUGCGGUAGAUUUCUCGCGGGCAAGAGAACGGGUGUAACGAAAUUGCCGCGCUUCAUGGGCAGCUUUUGCUCAUUGCAGCGAUGCUCUUCAUUCUGGUAGUCUGCCAGGUCAUUACCUUGCAUUUUUCCCCUCGCGCUUUUCUUGGUUGAAUGGUUGUGGCCUGCUGCUGUGUAGUAUGCGUUGAAUACCUCAUUCCCCGAAGCAGACCCUGGUUCAUUCAAGCCUUCUGGACUCUAUGCGGGGAUUGUGCGCGCGCAUGUCGUGAGCGGUUGCGGUACUACAGCAGGUUGGCCAUUUUUUCGUGUCUUAUUGCCGGGCGGUGCAGUCUUUUACGGUGCGAAUCCCUGGAAGAUGGAAAUUCAGCAGGGUGGCCGAAGCAAGCAGCCGUUAUGACUGUUGUUCUUCAGGGGGGGGGGGCAAGCACGGCCGUGUUUGUGUGUGUGCCUCGCGCUAGGGCAGCUUUGUGCGAAGGAUUAUUAGAUGUUGCGUGUGGGUGAGCGCGCGUUCGUUGUUCGAGUGACUAGCACGACUUCGGCGCCGUCCUCUCGCCACACCGAUGUUACGGCAUUGCUGAUGGUGUGAUGUGGUGUGAGCCCCCCCAAUCGGCUAUCGUCUCAAAUCUCGCCCCAGCCGCAACUGACUGGUCUAUUGUGUUGUAUUUGCUUCCCGAAGUAUAGGAGUAUGUUUUUUUCGAUCCUUUUGAGUGUUUUGUCUUGAAUUUAUUUCGUCAGAUUGAAUUUGAUUGUGAGCGUGAGGUCUUCUGAAUAAGUAAAUUACCUCUCUCCCUCCCUCCAGUCCUUUCGAAA
Molecule: messenger RNA, 5820 nt
Organism: Ectocarpus sp. CCAP 1310/34
Lineage: Eukaryota; Phaeophyceae; Ectocarpales; Ectocarpaceae
Source: the annotation of a GenBank genome assembly